This is a messenger RNA of Exophiala aquamarina CBS 119918, 1455 nucleotides long. RefSeq lists its product as uncharacterized. Lineage: Eukaryota; Fungi; Ascomycota; Eurotiomycetes; Chaetothyriales; Herpotrichiellaceae. Bases 1 to 1455 code for a protein of 484 amino acids. Gene Ontology annotation, molecular function: DNA binding; zinc ion binding. Gene Ontology annotation, biological process: DNA-templated transcription. The transcript has a single exon. The record is from RefSeq and is a predicted model, not a curated record.
AUGCCUACGACCGUCCACAGAAACCUGCUGUUGACUGGCGACACGCUGUUUCCUGUAUCACAGGGUCCUACAUCUUCGAGUGAUGAAACUCAUUCGGUUCCGAUGCUGGGCUACGACGAUUCAGACACCGAAUAUCCCAUCGACGUUUACUAUCGCUACAUUCAUCCUGCUCAUCCAUUCCUCCUGCCUCGGAGACUCUUCCUGCAGAACCGGUCGAUAUUUCCAGACCAUCUCAAGAACGCCAUGUGUUUUAUCGCCAGUCACCAUUUGGCUAACGGCUCCUCGGAGGUCUACGAGAUGAAGAGCAACUUCAUCUUCGACCCAACGAUCCCAGACGAUGGCUUUAAGGUUCAAUCUCUGAUACUCGUCACUCUGGUAUCCUACGCCCGGUUCGAACGCGAUAAAGGCACCCGAGCGCUCACCACAGCCAUUGAUCUUGCUCUAAGGCUUGGACUGAACUCGAGCGAUUUUGCCAUCGGCCAAGAUUCAGUUUUUCAAGAAAGCUGGAGGCGUACAUGGUGGGAGCUGUACACGAUAACAGGCCUAAUCUCGCUGAUCGCAGGACUCAACCUGAGGUUGAGCCAACCGCCCCAGAUGAAGCUCCCCACGCAUUGCGAAGAAUACGAAACUGGGCAAGGGUUCCACGUCAAGACGGUGCAAGAUAUGCAACAGCGUUUUACCGAGGAAACUAACUUCAAGUGGUCCUCCUUCGCCUACCGGAUCGAAGCCAUGCGGAUAUUAAGCAAUGUGCUAGAAUUGGCAAUGUCGCCGCAGCCUCAAGCGGACGCGGUGAACGCCUCGAUCUCCAGCUUCCUGCUCUCCUUGCCAGAGGAAAAGCGAGAAGGAAUGAAGGACGACGGCGAGACAGACGAAGUCAUGUCCUGUGCGCUCAUGAUUGUGCACCUCGCAAGCAUCUGUCUGCACCUCCCUCGAUCCAGUUUGGCCGGAAUCCGUGGUUUCAAGACCGUCUGUGGCAACGACCGUGGCAAGGUAGUCGCGGAGGAAAGUAAAGUCCACCAUCGCGCAGCACUCCGAUCUGCAAAGGCAUUGUCUGACUUAAUCACAUCGAGGACGACCUUGAGGACGCUUUCUCCCUGCUUCUCCUGUGCUAUUGCAUUUGCCGCCGCCGUCCAAUUGGCGGAGUGCCUGCUCAACAAGUCGCCGCAGGCGCAAAUACUGAAAGAAUACGUGCAGCUCGAACUCAGUGCGUUGAAUGUCCUUGGUGAGACGUGGCCUAUCGCGCUAGUCGUUCGUUCACAGCUGGCCCAGUUCUCGCGCGAGGUUCUCGGCUACCGGAUUCAACCUCCCGCCACUGAAGAAAAUUGCCAGGAGGCCAUGUCCUCGCAAAUGGCUUCAGACCCGACGAUUUCCGACGAGCCGUGGCUGCAAGACCUGAUUAGUGAGGACUUGGACUUCUCGGCAGACGGCUUCCUGUUUGCAGGUCCAAAUCAAUGA